AUGUUCGUCAAUGAACUUGAGAUUAAUAAAAUACUCGCAAAGUCUCAAUUUGCAUCACACUUUCCAAAACUCAUUAUAUCUGGGUAUUUGAAUGGGGUUCCUAGUCAACCAAUGCAUAUAUUUGAAGAUCUAGGAGAAGAAUUACCUAUGUCCAAAUGGGAGUACAAUAAGGUACAUGAAACAAUCAAAUUGAGACUCGAGGAGAUUCAUCUUUUGGGAAUUUGCCAUGAUGACGUCAGAGCUGCUAUUAUUCAUGUUUCAGUUACAGGUAAAGUUUCGUUGAUAGACUUUGGGCUAUCGAUUUACCCUUGCAGUGAAGAAGAUAAAAAAUUUGAUUUUAAAGUUUUAGAUGACAUCUUUAGAGUCUAUUCCCACGGUAACCAAGAAGAGGAACAUGGUAAUCGAGGGGAUGCAAUUAUCUUUGACAAAAUAAGCGAGAAGUCUCAAAGUACAAGCUUUACGAGGGAUGGGGUUACUUCAAAAGGUUAG
This is a messenger RNA of Priceomyces carsonii, 489 nucleotides long. RefSeq lists its product as uncharacterized. NCBI's taxonomy places the organism in Eukaryota, Fungi, Ascomycota, Pichiomycetes, Serinales, Debaryomycetaceae. The coding region runs from base 1 to 489 and encodes 162 amino acids. The transcript has a single exon. The record is from RefSeq and is a predicted model, not a curated record.